CUGUCAGUGUUGUCAACGUGAAGAAUGAUGAAUAUGCGUACUGUAACAUGCCCAAAGCAUCUCCUCCCGUCCAGCUAACUCGAAGCAAAUUCGCAAUGUGCAAGGCGCUUUGCGCAAGAGGUGCAUGAUGAUGCAUGAUGGACCGUGCGCGAAGGACCACAACGUCGGUAGAAUAUUUACGAAUUGAUGGAGGACAAGGAUGCCGCGAGCACGUGAUGGGAACGUCGAGCAUGCAGUGAACCCGCCUGUUGUUCCUGUCAGCCUCGUCGGAGUGUGUAGUCCGCUUCUUUCCCUUCGACCACCAUCUUCCCUCUGCCCUCGCUGCAACGCUGCCCUCCCAACCGCCCUCAUCGACCAUGCGCUUCGCUCUCGCUGCACUCGCUCUCCUCCCGGUCGCCGCGUUCGCCGAGAUCACCAUUCUCGCGCCUUCUCCUUCUGAGUACUGGGUGCAGGACACGAGCAACACGGUCACAUGGGACUAUAGCAGUGGUGACCCCAACCCGAUUGACAUCAACGUCGUCAACGUGGCCAACACCACGCUGGACGGAAACUUCACCAUUGCCACCUACGUCAACGUCUCGACGCAGUCGUUCACCGUGACGAAUGUGACUCUCGUGGUGGGCAGCGACUACCAAAUUCAGUUCGUGAAUCCCGCCAACCUGAGCGAAGUGUAUGCGACAAGCGGGUUCUUCUCCGUCAAGGCGCCGGGCACUGCCGCCGCUCCAUCCGUCACUCCGUCUAGCGCUGCAGCCUCCGCCUCGUCUUCGGCUUCCGGGUCUGCUGCCAGCGGAUCCGCUGCCUCUGGGUCUGCGAGCGCGUCCGGCUCCGCUGUAUCGGCCGCUGCGUCGUCGAAGAGUGCUGCUCCUCGCACUUUUGGCACGUUAUCUGCGCAGGGUGUCCUCGGUGUCAUUGUGACAUGCGGUAUUGCUGGCAUGUCAGCCCUCUUUUUGUAAGCGUGCAGAGACGAUGCAUGCCAUGGUCCUUUGCGAAAAUCUGGGCUCGGAGACAUUCUUCCCCGCGUAAGAUCCUUUGUGGAUGUAACGAACGUUUGGCGUAGUGGACGAUCAUGUCCUGUCCUUUCUGUUGGACCCCUCGUUUACUUGUUGUUUGUUGUUCACCAGUGAUACCCCGCAGGACUUUUCGGCUACCUUUGAGAGUUGUUCAUUAGUAUACGACGAGCCUUCUGUGAUACUUCAUUGUCAUAAUGUGUCGUCUCUAAUAGUGAAGUUGUUGUUGUCUUCAUGGACUUGUGCGCGCAUUGACGAAGUUGCGAGAACUCGACGGAUUUCUAGUCUUGUUGCGAUGUUCGCGAUCUAUCGUCACCGUUUGCUGCCGUUAACGAGGAUGUCAUCCUUGUUGGUCAUGACUUAGUCAUGCAUCCGCGGGGAUACGAGAAGUCGUUAAUGUUUCGGAU
This is a messenger RNA of Laetiporus sulphureus 93-53, 1414 nucleotides long. RefSeq lists its product as uncharacterized. The transcript is spliced from 6 exons. Lineage: Eukaryota; Fungi; Basidiomycota; Agaricomycetes; Polyporales; Laetiporaceae. The record is from RefSeq and is a predicted model, not a curated record. The coding region runs from base 357 to 953 and encodes 198 amino acids.